Vavraia culicis subsp. floridensis is the source of this 952-nucleotide messenger RNA. RefSeq lists its product as uncharacterized. Bases 1 to 456 code for a protein of 151 amino acids. Lineage: Eukaryota; Fungi; Microsporidia; Pleistophoridae. The transcript has a single exon. The record is from RefSeq and is a predicted model, not a curated record.
AUGAUUCCCAGGGCAGGAUCCGUUGUCAAUUCCCAAAUAGGCUUCAUCUACAUAUUUUCGUUCUUCACAUUCCUGGAACUGGCUUUUUUUGGCCUGACGGUGUAUUUUACGACCGAAGUGGUUACCGAAUACCCAUUUGUGGUCUAUGGAGCUUCGUUACUUCUUGGCAAUUUCUUCUUGAUGGAAGCCAUAAUAGCGCGGAACAUCUACCAAAUGUGUAUAUAUCCGUUCAUAUACACCUACACACUUACAGUGAACUUGGCAAACAUAACACAUAUUAAUAAUAUAUCCUUUGCAUUUCAGCUCAUGCUGAUCAGCGUGGUUGCAAUUCAUGGAGUCUUCUUCAUCAUGAAAUUUCGCGAUUUUUUCUACGAGUUCUCGUGGUACUACUACAAGAAAAUUGGUGGCCGUCCGGAAAUAAUAGGUAAGUACUUAGUUCUAAUUAGAGGCGAAUAAGGUAAGUUCAUUUUUUAAUUUAUGAUUAGGGAAAAUACUAUAGUUUUCUUCAAGAUACAUGUUGUGUUCGGUGUUCUAAAAACUGUUUUUCCGUUGUAUGGAGUAUCGUUACAGUUAGUAUUGUACAUACUGCAAUUAACUAUGCGUGUUCUUGGCUUUAUCUUCUUCCAAACUUUCAAACACACAGAAAUAGUUUGGGCAAGAAAGAUCCAAUAUGUUAUCAUCGCUUUGACAGCCGUCAUAGAUAUUUUAGAACUAAUCCUGGCCAAUUUUUAUGAAAUUCCGAACGUAAGGUAAGUUAUAUUUUUAAUUUGAACACUCAUUGUAACGCUAUGCUUCAAGUUAGUUACAAUGUUCAUUUUUAUGUACUUUUUGUACCUUGAUGAACGUCACUUUGGAAAAGGGUUGAAGGAGAUUGUGCAAUAAACACACCAUUGCUGGCGGUAAAAAUAAUUUAUUUGAACAGUUUAAAACGUUAAAAUACGCUCUUACACAA